Penicillium cataractarum is the source of this 1173-nucleotide messenger RNA. Its product is annotated as TauD/TfdA dioxygenase family protein. The transcript has 3 exons. The coding region runs from base 1 to 1173 and encodes 390 amino acids. Gene Ontology annotation, cellular component: cytoplasm. Lineage: Eukaryota; Fungi; Ascomycota; Eurotiomycetes; Eurotiales; Aspergillaceae. Gene Ontology annotation, molecular function: 2-oxoglutarate-dependent dioxygenase activity. The record is from RefSeq and is a predicted model, not a curated record.
AUGGCUCCCGUUGCUAUCGACCCUCGCAUUGUAGACGUUGCAGUGCCCAGAAAAGACACUCUUGGUCUUCCUGAAUCUGCACGAGCUCGCCUUGAAAAGGCAGGAAUUGACCUGAGCGAAGGUUAUCCCUAUAGACCGUCGCGCCCCCUUUAUCUUGACGAUGUCUACAAGAUCAGAAACGAGGAUCGCCCCCAUAUAGAUCCUGGAACUCGUGCCGAUCCCGAAAAGAAAGCGCUUCUCUCUGCGGCAAAGGAAGUGAUUCAUCUUACAAGACAUAUUGGAACCGAGAUUGUCGGUCUUCAACUCAAGGACCUGACAGAUCAGCAGAAGGAUGAGCUUGGUCUACUCAUCGCCGAGCGCAGCGUCGUCUUCUUCCGGGACCAGGAUAUUUCUCCGCAACAACAGAAGUCCCUUGGGGAGUAUUUCGGCGAGAUCGAGGUUCAUCCACAAGUACCUCAAGUUCCGGGUGUUCCUGGAGUAAGUGUGAUUUGGCCUGCCCUUCAAGCAACCGAAAACCCAGCCAGCUUUCGCCGACCAGGAGGGGCAUCUCGAUGGCAUACCGACCUCGUUCAUGAGAGGCAGCCUGCCGGAGUGACACAUCUUCAUAAUGAUACUGUCCCGACCAUUGGAGGAGAUACUCUGUGGGCUAGCGGAUAUGCUGCAUAUGAGAAGCUCUCGCCCGCUUUCCGCAAGAUUAUCGAUGGCCAGACUGCCAUCUACCGCUCUGCUCAUCCUUAUCUCGACCGUGAGAAUCCUGAAGCCGGGCCACAGUAUGUUGAGCGCGAACAUCCUCUUGUACGUGUACACCCAGCCACAGGAUGGAAGGCGCUCUGGGUGAACCGAGCUAUGACAAGCCGGAUUGUCGGUCUCGAUAAGGCAGAGAGCGACCUGAUCCUGGGAUACUUGUACGAUGUCUAUGAGAAGAAUCCCGACAUUCAAGUGCGUUUCAAAUGGAGCCCACGAACCAGUGCCCUGUGGGAUAACCGAAUCACGAUUCAUAACGCCAGUUGGGAUUAUGAAGGAUCGCAGCCUAGACAUGGAACCCGGGUAACCUCUUUGGCAGAGAAGCCGGUCUUUGACGCGAAGGCGCCGACUCGACGAGAGGCAUUGGGGUUGCUGGGGCCUGAAGAAAUUGAGGAGCUUCAGAAGUUUAGCCAGCUUGAAAUAAGAUGA